AUGGAAAUGUCUCUUACCACUUCUUCCGGUCAGAGGGCAGAAAUGAGCACCCUAGAAACCAAUCGGUACUUGCGCUCCCAGCUGGAAAAAAACAAACAGAACUUCCGAGACCUCACAGAGAAGUACCUGACAUCCACAGCGACUGCCUUCUGCCUGGCCAACCGCCUGCAGAAAUACAAUUGUGAAGAAUACAAAGACCUCAUCGCAUCGGUGCUGGAAGAGGAGCUGCCCUUUGAGAAAGGGGAGCUGGUAGAGGAGAGGAGACCAGCUUCAUGGCUUCGGAAACAUGAUUUGCUAAUUCAGACUCAAGCCCAAGAACUGACCCACUUACAGCAGAUAAUCCAGGAAGGGAGAAGUGCCUGCUACCUUUUCACCCAGCAUGUGAAGAACACAGUCAAGUCUUUUGAGAGCCUCCUCAGGAAUACCGACAUUGCCCACUACCAGGGGCAGAGACUCUGUGAGCAACUGGUCCAAGGAGGCCAGCUGGCGGAGAGCCUGGCCAGCAAACUCACGACGAAAAAUCAUAAUGGUAAGAAGGAUGAAGACACACAAGAGCUACUGGCUCUCAGGUCUUCUAUGAAGCUGUGGCUCCAGGUUGCCUUGAUUUAA
This is a messenger RNA of Nycticebus coucang (slow loris), 609 nucleotides long. RefSeq names its product NBPF member 12 (gene NBPF12). The record is from RefSeq and is a predicted model, not a curated record. Bases 1 to 609 code for a protein of 202 amino acids. Lineage: Eukaryota; Metazoa; Chordata; Mammalia; Primates; Lorisidae. The transcript is spliced from 6 exons.